AUGGAAAGAGUCCAAGAAGAAAAGACGAAAGGGAAGAGAUCAAAUAGAUGGCUAUGGCCUUUGGCAGCUUUAGUUGUCGUGUUCUUGGCAGCCGCUGCGACCUCCAAGAUCGGAAUCUUCUUCAACAGUCCCAAAAUUUUCAGCUAUUCACGUCAGGAAUCUGGUGAACUCAGAGUGUCGCAGAAACACGAGAAGCUCAAGGCAUCAGUAGAGAUGCGUCAAUGGCGAGAGCGUCCUCCAUCAUUUUAUAGCGUCAAGUUUGAGUCUUGCAAGACCAUGAUGGAUCUAGUCAAGGAUGGAUACUACGAGUCUCUUCCUUUCACCGCCGGUGGACUCAAUUGGACGUUCCUAAUCUACCCAACGGGGAUUAUCAAGAACAUCUGGUUCCCAUUUGUUUCGCUUUAUGUAAGAAUCGAUAACUCAAGCGUCAUCACCGAUCCACAAGAGGUGUAUGCGGAGAUUAAGUUCUUCGUCUACUACCACUUUGUUAAUCGCUUGUAUUAUUACUCCGAAGAAACUGAACCGGUGAUGUUUAAUUCGGUCAAACGGGAGUAUGGAGUGCCGUAUUUUCUCGAUACGAACCUCCUCAAGGUGCCAGGAACUGCAUACAUUUUCGACGGCGGAAUAUGUGAGUUUGGAGUAGACGUAUUUGUUGCUCCACCCUUUAACAAUUGGGAAACAUUCUCCUAUGAUGAAAACAUUAGCACCAAUUUCACUUGGAACCUCUCCGAUUUCUCUACCCUCAUUAGCCCCGACUUUAACACAUCCGACCCGUUUUCUUCCGGAGGCAGAAACUGGGUAUUGAAAGUGUAUCCAAAUGGAUAUGGUGUUGGAACGGAUAAAUAUUUGUCACUCUACUUGUUGAGUGAGACUAAUGAAAAGGAUUACGUUCGAGCUACGCUACGAGUUCUGAAUCAAAUCCCAUCCAACAAUGUGGAGAAACAAGUUGAGGGAUGGCCUAAUGCAGCAGAAAAUGGAUGGGGUUUCGAAGAUUUUAUGCCUCUUUCAGAUCUUAAAGAUGGAACCAAAGGUUUUGUUGUGGAUGAUGUCCUCCAGGUUGAAGUCGAGAUCAGGGCCCUCUCUAACAUAACUUCUAAAUAG
Microthlaspi erraticum is the source of this 1101-nucleotide messenger RNA. The record is from the annotation of a GenBank genome assembly. NCBI's taxonomy places the organism in Eukaryota, Viridiplantae, Streptophyta, Magnoliopsida, Brassicales, Brassicaceae.